This is a messenger RNA of Ipomoea nil (Japanese morning glory), 940 nucleotides long. RefSeq names its product CASP-like protein 5C3. The record is from RefSeq and is a predicted model, not a curated record. Bases 342 to 800 code for a protein of 152 amino acids. Gene Ontology annotation, cellular component: membrane. The transcript is spliced from 3 exons. NCBI's taxonomy places the organism in Eukaryota, Viridiplantae, Streptophyta, Magnoliopsida, Solanales, Convolvulaceae.
UAAUAACAUAGGAAGAAGUGUUGACGCCAUUUCAUUUCUCUCUUACCGGUUCUUUACUUUCCGACAAUUUAAUGUCCUUCCUAGUUAAAAACAGCACGACGUUCUUUUAAUGUUACCAGUGUUCUACCAUAUGGAGUUCUGGGUAUGUAGCAUUAGAUUACAAUCCGUUACAGCAGUCUCAAUAAAUUCCCAAUUUUUCCAUUAUUCCUGAGGAUGGGCUUCGCGGCACGGCCCUUCAAGCCGACUAUUCAAUCGCAACGGCGAACGCUUGGAAUCCAGAUCAUCUUCAUCGCCAGAGAAGAGAAAACCAGGCGGCGGCGGCGGUGUGGCAUGCAGCAGCCAUGGAUGAGGUGCCGGGAGCUUUUGGAACUAGUGCUAGUUUAGCUUUGAGAUUGGGGCAGACUGUCUUCUCCGUUGCGUCUCUGAUUUUCAUGUGCUUGGAUGUUGAGUUCUACAGUUAUACUGCCUUCUGCUUUUUGGUGACAAUCAUGGGUUUACUGAUACCAUGGAGCCUCUCGUUAGCAAUUGCAGACGUUAUCUGCAUAUUCUUCAGGCGUCCACCUCUUCAACCGGGACUGAUAUCCAUCCUCGUAUUUGGAGACUGGGUGCUCUCGUUUAUGUCUCUCGCUGCAUCCUGCUCGGCUGCAAGCGUGGCAGACUUCCUGCUCACUUCCGGGGCCUCGCCCUGCAGCGAGUUCUUGUGCAACCGAUACCAACUGUCUGCUGCCAUGGCCGUCUUGUGUUGGUUUCUUGAAUUCAGCUCGUCUCUCUUCAACCUGUGGCUUCUUCCAUCUCUGUAAAUACUUUAAUUUCGGAAACAUCUUGCUCAGGGCAUCUCAUCCGGAAACCAAAUGUAAUUGCUUAUAGAAUUUGUUCCCCAGAACAUGAUGUCACUGCAGCAGAGUUUCAAAGCAGAUCAAUUUAACCUUUUUUUUUUUUU